Lasiodiplodia theobromae is the source of this 1860-nucleotide messenger RNA. RefSeq lists its product as uncharacterized. The transcript is spliced from 3 exons. The coding region runs from base 1 to 1860 and encodes 619 amino acids. Gene Ontology annotation, molecular function: serine-type endopeptidase activity; protein binding. Gene Ontology annotation, biological process: proteolysis. Lineage: Eukaryota; Fungi; Ascomycota; Dothideomycetes; Botryosphaeriales; Botryosphaeriaceae. The record is from RefSeq and is a predicted model, not a curated record.
AUGCCAGCUGAAACUGAACCACACCCGCGUGACGAUGGAGACCUCUUGCCCCAGGAUUACGAUAUGCUUUCUCAGCUCAAAAAAAAGGAGAAAGAAGGCGUUCAGAAAUUUGAGUCACAGGACUUCAAAGGGGCGGCGAAGAAACUUCGAAAGAUGCUGAAAUCGGGCCAGCCUAUACUUUCAAAGCCACCAUUCUCAAAGAACAAAGUCGACAUACGGGCGCGAAUCGGGCUGUGCUACUACUAUCUCGGGCUUCACUCCAAAGCCGAGAUAUGGGACCGCAAAACAUUGUCUGAGGCCGAGGAAAUCAACCGUCAGAGCACGCAGUCAUGGACCACCAGACACAAUCUCGCAAAAGACUUGGUAGCCCAGGCCAGGAAAGAUAUUUCAAUGACGCAUAAGCUUAAAGAAGCCUUGUCACUGUACGGGAGGAACCUCAUUCAGGCGAUGAAAUGGAAGUCGGGCAAAGACGAGGUCUUCGAGACUGUUCAUCAUGCUGCUUUCUGCUUGGCGCAUCAGGGUGACUACAUGACAGCAGUCUGGCUUGAGGAACAAAAUUUGAGAUACAGAAGAAAAUUACACAGGAAGCGUCUCAAGAUAACAGCUGAUACCCAAGAACAAGAGAAGACUUUCGCGAAUAUGGUUGAAAGCAAGCAUAACUACGCAACAUUCCUGUACCUCGACAGGCAGUUUGAAGAAGCCAAACGCCACUUCCAGAGGAACUUGGUUUCGUUGAAAACACUGAGUGGGUGCGGCAUCAGAGACUUGCAGGGGCUUGUCACGGAUUCCAAAAAGUACAUUGAGAAUUGUGACAAGGAGAUCUGGUUCGAAGAAAGACUGAAGAGUCUGAUUACCGAGGAAGUUUCCGAAUCCCAAGACCGCUCUUCAUCGGAUCAGAACAGCUCCGGUCGGCCUAAACGAAAGCGUGAGGAGAGUCCGGAAAAUGAUCGGAUCAAUGCAAAGCCAGAACUAGCUUCGGGAGGAUUUUCACAGAGCUCUGCUGAAAGCUCGCACCGCCCUGAAAAGCGUUCAAGACGAAAUAAAUCGCCGAGAUCAAGCGGGAAGAGCGAAGAGCUGGAAGAUAUCUCGCAGGAUAUGUUAGGGAUCCCGGAUUUGCACACCGAAGAAGAGGUAUGGCGCGCAAAUUCGGAGGCUUUCUUUGCAGUUGCGGCAUCGCCUGAGCAAAACAAGCAACAGCAAAUUGCCACCUAUAACAUCAUUCUCAAAAUGCGUGAUGCUAGCAGGAAGUUGCUGUGUCAAUUUAAAGACCCCGCACCUGUCAAGGUAGCCAUCCUCGAUACCGGUGCCGAGUUCCCAAAGUGCUCUGUGCCGAGCAAAGAAAGGAAAUUCUGCGAGUUCUUAUCGCACAAAAAAUAUCAACUCCAACAGUACGCAGAUUUUCAAGGAGUGGCAUCACUCGAAGACCCGCCGGGCAUUUUCCGAAGGGAAGAGUCCGAAUGGAAAGACAAAGAUGGUCACGGGACACAGUGUGUGUCAGUCCUCCUUCAGGCAUCUCCCCGUGCCCAUGUCUACGUUGCUCGCGUUGCGGAGUCUAGCGGGACAGUGCCAAGGUCCAUAUGCGUGGCCGCUGCCAUCAAGUACGCGGUCGAAAUCUGGGGUGUGGACAUCAUUUCCAUGUCUUUCGGCUACCACUUCGAGAAGCCUGAUAUUGAUGAACAGCUCGAGCGUGCCACAAGCAAAUACUUGAGGCCCGAUGGAAAGACCGUUCUGGUAUUUGCAGCAGCCUCAAACGACGGCAACAAUGAUCCACGCAUCAUCGCGUGGCCAGCUUCUGUCCGGCUGCCCAUGGUGGAGAAGGUUUCAUGGCGCUGGGGGAACACAUCACCGUUCCGCAGGUAA